UCCCGCUCCGCCAUGCAGCCCGUCUCACCCGGUCCUCACUUGGGUUUGCGAGACUGAAAGUCUUCUGCUUUGAUCACCUGCAUGCCGCCCAAGCUCCCGUGGUCUGCUGUCUUUAUCCCACAGAUCUACAUAUCAAGGCCUCGAUCUGCCCUUCUUGAACUCCCGUCGGUUUUCUGGCCUUCUCUCGUCUUUGUCAAUAGUCUGAACCGAAAUCUUGAUACUGCUCUUAACGAAACCAUCCAGUCCAACUUCAACUUCAACAGCCUCGCAGCAAACCUUUUGACUUACACAGACGACGUACACCCACCCAAGUCUGUCACUCUCAACAACCACGUCAAGAACGCAACACCAACAACCUCACAUCGAAUCCGCGACUACAGUCCCCGUAGACCGGAUGGCCACCCGCCGGUGGUACCUCGAAACCUCCCCCGACGGCAAAUACCAAUUCGUCUCCCUCAAACGCUCCCGCUCCCACCACCACCACCGCCAUCACCAUCACCACCACGAAGAACCCGCUCCUCCAGCCCCAGCUCCAUGCCCAACCCCAACACCAGCACCACCACCAGUCCACCGCUGCUGCCGCGACGACUGCGCACACAUCACCGCGCCCGAAUACAACGACCUCCUAGACCGCGAACGCAAGCUCCGCGAAUCCAACGACGUCCUCGCGCGCGAAAACUACGCCCUAAAAUGCAACCUCCAAGCCUCCGACAUUGAAGGCCGCCGCCUCUCGGCCCUCCUCAUCGCAUCGCAGGCGGAGAACCAGCUCCUGCGCGAGGACAAUGACGGGUUACGGCGCACCAUUGAGAGCUCGGGCGGGAACGCGGGCAAGUACCUGCGCGAGGUGGAGCGCUUGAAGCAUAAGCUGCAAAAGGUGGAGCGGGAGCUGGCGGCGAGGUUGAGGCACGGGUUGCACCAUCAUCAUCAUGGGAUUGGUCACGGGGUGGCGGAACGGAUUGAGGAGUUGAAGAGGGUUGUAAGGGCGUGGGAGGGCAAGUUUGAUGUUGUGGAGGAGCGUAAUCAGCGGUUGAUGAGGGAUUUGAAUGAGCAGCGGUGUGUUAUUGCGAGUCGGGAUGAGAGGAUUAGGGAGUAUGAGAGGAUUUUGAGGAGGCAUGGGUUUAUAAGGCUUCCAUCAGAAAUUGCAGGGCAUCGUUCUUAUUGGAUUGCGAUUUGAGAUAGACUUUUUGCUGACGAUGGUUCAUUGGAUACUCCGUCAUGCAGGCACUGCAAGAUGGCUAUUGGGUACGCUUAUUGGAGCAUCGCAGUUCCCGACCUUCGCUCACGACACCUUUCAUU
Colletotrichum phormii is the source of this 1296-nucleotide messenger RNA. RefSeq lists its product as uncharacterized. The record is from RefSeq and is a predicted model, not a curated record. The transcript has 2 exons. The coding region runs from base 395 to 1174 and encodes 259 amino acids. Lineage: Eukaryota; Fungi; Ascomycota; Sordariomycetes; Glomerellales; Glomerellaceae.